Melanaphis sacchari is the source of this 1191-nucleotide messenger RNA. Its product is annotated as 3'-5' ssDNA/RNA exonuclease TatD. The transcript is spliced from 7 exons. NCBI's taxonomy places the organism in Eukaryota, Metazoa, Arthropoda, Insecta, Hemiptera, Aphididae. The coding region runs from base 98 to 1015 and encodes 305 amino acids. Gene Ontology annotation, molecular function: single-stranded DNA 3'-5' DNA exonuclease activity. Gene Ontology annotation, cellular component: cytosol. The record is from RefSeq and is a predicted model, not a curated record.
AUUGACAAGUGACGACUGACGAUCCGCGGCUGGUUCGGUCGUUAUCGUAUGGAAUUUUAAUGCUGUUGUUUUCGAUUACAAAUGUCAUAGAAGUAUCAUGGCUUUUCAACCUAACAGCACAGUCAAAGUUCUUGAUCCAAUCCGAGAGAACUAUGACAAUUAUUUGCUCAUCGAUGUUGGAUCGAACAUGGUGAAUAAAAAAUUCAGCAGGGACUUGGAAUCUGUGUUACAACGAGCAAAAGAUUCGGGUGUUCAAAAAAUAAUUGUUCCUUGUACCUCUCUAAGAACAAGUAAAGAAGCGUUACGGUUAGCAAGAAUAUAUCCAGGAGCGUUAUAUUCAACUGCAGGUAUCCAUCCACACGAAGCAAAAUCUUGGGAAGAUAAUUAUUAUGAUGAACUGAGAGAUAUUGCUAAAAAUCCAGAAUGUGUAGCUAUUGGUAUAUGUGGGUUGGAUUAUAAUAAAGAUUUUUCAUCACCUGAUAUACAAAGAAAAGUUUUUGAAUUACAGAUUUCCUUGGCUAAAGAAAUGAAAAAGCCCAUUAUGUUGCAUCAAAAAGGAGCACAUGAAGAUUUUUUAAAGAUUAUAAAAACACAUUUGCCUUUAAUGCUUCCAGCAAUUUUACAUUCAUUUACUGGUUCUUUUGAAGAAGCUACUGACUACAUAAACUUAGGAAUGUACAUUGGAAUAACAGGAGGCUUGUGUAAAGACAGUUCUGGUAGUGGAAUAAAAAAACUUUUAAGCGCAGGAACAUUAACAUUAGAUAGAAUACUAGUGCAAUCAGAUUCUCCAUUUAUGUAUCCAAAUGCUAGAGCAGCAAAUCUUACUGAUGCAUUAAAAUCUAGUCUCACUCAAAGAUCUUUGGGAUUUUUACAGCGUUAUUGUACAUUUCAUAGAAAUGAACCAUGUUCAUUACCUGUUUUGGUGGAAUUGUUAGCUGGUUUUAUUGCUAAAAAACCAGAUGAAGUGGCUUUAGCAACAUCAAUUAAUGCACUUAAAAUAUUUGGAAUGUCAUAAUUUUAACACUUCAAAAAGAUGUAUGAGUUUGUGUUGGUUUUAUUUUUUUAUUGAAUUUAUGAUUUAUAAUUUAUUAUUGUUAUUGUUCAUCAAAUUAAGGUUUUUAACUAAAAAUAACUAUUAGUCAACGUAAAAAAAAUGAAAAUAUAUUGUGCCAUUUAACAACUUUUGUUAUA